UACAGCAAACACUACAACCAAUUGUACUGUGGUUGAAUGUUUGUCGGAAGAAAUAAGUAAGCUCCUGAAAAUGAAAGAAAGUCAAAUGGUUAUCCCGAAAGACGUGAAAAACAUUUACAAUGUUAAAAACAUGUGCGGAGCUGUGAUCUUAAAUGAAAAUGUGACGGACACCUACAUUAGUGUUGAGAAGAAAGCCAUCGAUGAAAUGAUAAAUAAUACAAAUUCUAACCAAACCACAACAUACGUUACUAAGGGAUUUUCUCUGACUGUGGUUACGAUGAAUACAAACACACCAGGCGGUUACAUCCAAAUUCCUGCUCCAGAUGUAUUACAUUAUAAGGAUGUUGCACUGACAUGGAUCCCAGUGGACCCGUUCCUAAAUCAAAACCAGAGCAAUAUUGGUGUAGUUACCUACGAUUCCUACGAGCAUUUUAAGGUUAAACUUGGAAAUAAAAGUAUAACCUCCACCGUCAUAAGGAUUGAAGCCCCUGGAGUAGACCUUUCAAAUUUGAAACAUCUACUUAAAAUAAAGUUCAAAUAUAAUGACACAAUUCACACACCUAACUCCACCUUGUCCUGUGAGUUCUACGAUGAACAAGGCAACAAAUCCUGGAAACCUGAUGGUUGUUCCACAAAUAGGAUUAGUCAUGAUGAGGUUGAGUGCUACUGUGACCAUGCAACUCCUUUUGCUUUGCUUCUGGUUGAUUUGAAGAUCUCCAAAAGCCAAUGGGAAAUUUUAUCGUACAUCAGCUAUGUAGGCUGCUGUCUGUCAGCAUUUUUUUCUGCAAUCACAGUCUUCUCGUUCAUCUUCAUUAGUAACGCGAGGGCAGAGGUGUCCAGCAGCAUUCACGUGUCUCUGAGUGCUGCUCUGUUUGUCCUCAACUUGAGCUUCAUGUUGAGCGAAUGGGCCGCCACACUGUCCAUGAACGGACUGUGUGUGUUUAUAGCUGUGACUAUACACUACAGCCUGCUGUCUUCUUUCACCUGGAUGGCCAUCGAAGCCAUGCAUCUCUACCUUCUUCUUAUCAGAGUCUUCAACAUUUACAUCAAGCACUACAUGAUCAAGCUGUCUGUUAUCGGAUGGGGAGUCCCUGCUGUUGUUGUUGGAGGCUUGCUGUCAGUUCAUAGCAUCAGACCGUUUUAUGGCACUCAUGAGAUGACAUUAACAGAUACUGAUCGGACCAAUUCAAUCUGCUGGAUCAAAGAGAACAUCAUCCUGUACGGCGUGACCCUUUCCUACUUCUCUAUCGUAUUCCUGUUCAACUUAGGAAUCCUGAUCACAGUGUCCAGGCAGAUCUUCAAGCUACAACGUACAAGAAGCAAGUAUGAAAAGAUGCCAGUCUGGAAGGAUGCUGGCACAGUGCUGGGGCUCAUGUGUCUGCUGGGUACGACAUGGGGUUUGGCCUUCUUCACCUCUGGACACACCAUCUACCCUAUACUCUACCUAUUCUGCAUCUUUAACUCAAUGCAAGGAUUUUACAUCUUUGUGUGGAUGUGUGCAACAACGAUGAAAAACAGAAGGCAGUCACUUCAAUCCAAGACUAAAUCUACUGUGGAUGCCUCCAGAUAAGGAUUUCUCAUGUUGUUUUCUUACUUAAACCUUUUUAUGUGACGUUUUACAAGACAUUAUCAAGCUACAUCAACAGAAAAGCACCAUGCCCUGUGCCCCCCUUUUUUUCUUUUGCAAGAGUACUAACUUCUUUUGCUCCAAUUCAGCACAUCAACAUCAAAUAAAAUGAAGCUUCCUCUUUCUAACUCAAAUAAAACCUUAAAUAUGAUUUGUCUUAUCUUAUCUUAAA
This is a messenger RNA of Danio aesculapii, 1799 nucleotides long. Its product is annotated as adhesion G-protein coupled receptor G2. Bases 71 to 1570 code for a protein of 499 amino acids. Gene Ontology annotation, biological process: adenylate cyclase-activating G protein-coupled receptor signaling pathway; cell surface receptor signaling pathway. Gene Ontology annotation, molecular function: G protein-coupled receptor activity. The record is from RefSeq and is a predicted model, not a curated record. NCBI's taxonomy places the organism in Eukaryota, Metazoa, Chordata, Actinopteri, Cypriniformes, Danionidae. Gene Ontology annotation, cellular component: membrane. The transcript has 11 exons.